AAAAAAUAUAACAUUUUCUAAGAUAUGGGGUUUCCCACUCUCCCUUCUUUAAUAGGAAUAUUCUUCCUUAUUGCUUCGGGCUUUGCUGAAAAAGCUCCAUAUUCUUUCGUGAGAGAAGGUACCUCCGCGCCGCCGGUAGAGUACUCCGACUACAUAGUCGUCGGCGGCGGCACCGCCGGAACGCCGCUUGCCGCCACACUCUCCGCCGCCACGGCGAAAGUGUUGCUCCUCGAGAGGGGCGGGCAGCCGUACGGAAACCCGUCGGUCACCAACAUAAAUGGCUUCGGACGGACCCUAGCGGACCCCUCGCCGACGUCGCCGGCGCAGCAGUUCGUAACCGCCGACGGAGUUUUCAACAACCGGCCGCGAAUUUUGGGCGGCGGCACCGCAGUUAACGCCGGAUUCUAUUCGCGCGCCGAGCCGGAGUUUUUGAGCCGGCUGGGAUUGGAGCCGCGGCUGGUGGAGGAGUCGUAUAGGUGGGUGGAGGAUAAGAUAGUUUUCCGGCCGCUUGUCCGGCAAUGGCAGGCCGGGUUCCGAGGGGGGCUGGUGGAGGCCGGGGUGGUUCCGGACAGAGGAUUUACGUACGAGCAUUUGAUGGGGACGAAAGUUGGGGGGACAAUUUUUGAUGAGAAUGGGACGAGGCAUAGUGCAGCUGAUUUAUUGGAGUAUGCGAAUUCGAACAACAUUGUUGUUUAUUUGAAUUCGAUUGUGCAGAAGAUACUGUUUCGAACAUCACCAGGGCAAAAGCCUAAGGCCAUUGGAGUAAUCUUUAAAGACUCGGCUGGUGUCCUGCAUGAGGCAAGAUUAAACAAUGGGUCAUCAAAUGAGAUCAUUGUAGCCUCUGGUGCAUUAGGUAGCCCACCUCUAUUGAUGAUGAGCGGUAUUGGGCCGGGCCGACAACUUCAGGCCCAUCAAAUACCGAUCGUAUUGAGACAACCAUAUGUCGGCCGAAAUAUGGUCGACAAUCCUUUCAACGGAGUUAUAUUUCCUUCCCGUAGGCAAUUGGAAUAUUCUUUGGUCGAGGUUGCCGGAUUACCCGACACUAACAAUUAUCUCGAAUCAAUUAGUAUGUCCUUAAACUUUUCAGCACUUCAUGCGUCGGCCCAAAAUUACGCAAAAAUAGCAAAUACGACAUUACCUACUUUCGAAAUUCCCAAUAACAUCUACUUACCGAGUGGAGUCAAUACGACGACACCGUUCCAAGCGGGACAAUUGCUAGAGAAGAUUAAGACACCUUUCUCGAAGGGCGAUAUAGAGCUUGAGAAUCGAGAUCCGGAUAGGACUCAAAGGGUAACAUUCAACUACUUGAAGGACUCUAGGGAUGUCGCAAGUUGUGUCGAAGGCCUUAAGAUCAUCAAAAGGGUUACGGAGUCUAAUUCGCUAUCAUCAUUCCGAUACCCUUUAGCCUCAUUUACGACGUACUUGGCAUUAGGAUUGGCAUUUCCCACCAACUUGAACGUAAAACGCUUGUCGUCAUUGUACUCUCUCUCGCAUUAUUGUGUGGAUACGGUGAGAACGACGUGGCAUUACCAUGGAGGGUGCCAAGCGGGUAAGGUCGUCGACCGUGACUACAAGGUCAUCGGCGUGGAUGCAUUGCGCGUUGUCGAUGCAUCAACGUAUGAUCAGUCUCCGGGAACUAAUCCUCAAGCCACAAUUAUGAUGCUCGGAAGGUAUAUGGGAAUAAAAAUUCUCCAACAACGGUCGAACUAAUAUAUAAUAUAUAAGUUUAUUAAGUUCUAAACAUUUUCAAUAAAUUACUAUUGGAGGGGAUGAAUAAAUAAUCAUAAAUAAUUUUCUUUAAAUUUUAUAUGCAAGCUGGUUUUAUAUUUCCCUUCUCGUGUAUGAACAAGAUAAAAGAAUUAUUAAUAAUUAUUAUUGUUGUUGUUGUUGUCGUAGUCGUCUUAA
Messenger RNA from Andrographis paniculata, 1905 nucleotides. RefSeq names its product protein HOTHEAD-like. Bases 25 to 1710 code for a protein of 561 amino acids. Gene Ontology annotation, molecular function: flavin adenine dinucleotide binding; oxidoreductase activity, acting on CH-OH group of donors. The transcript has 5 exons. Lineage: Eukaryota; Viridiplantae; Streptophyta; Magnoliopsida; Lamiales; Acanthaceae. The record is from RefSeq and is a predicted model, not a curated record.